Molecule: messenger RNA, 2523 nt
Organism: Trichoplusia ni (cabbage looper)
Lineage: Eukaryota; Metazoa; Arthropoda; Insecta; Lepidoptera; Noctuidae
Product: protein ALP1-like
Exons: 2
Coding region: 1377-2501 (374 amino acids)
Source: RefSeq, a predicted model, not a curated record
UACAAUUUAUAAUUAGAAAUUUAGUGUACUUAGGCCUAAACCUAAGAAAAUAUUUGCAUGCCUAUGUUAUGGCGGAAUGUGCUGAACCAUUUAUUAAUAUUACCACCAAUAUUGUAAACCAUGUUUCACGCAAAUAAAGAUUCUUAUUCUUAUUCUUAUUCUAUUCUUAUUCUUCUUAUUAGUGCAUUUUUUGGAACGUAUAUGAAAAGUUUCUGUGGUGUUGUUAUUGACGUACUCUUGCACAUUGGCACUGCACAUGUUUUGUAAAACGAGGUCAUUAUUACAGUUUGUAUCAACAAUAUUUCAGUAAAAAACAGUGGACUCUCAUAGAACGCGAGCUUUGUUUAUCGGCCGGUGACGUAGAUAUUUAUCACGUGACUGUUUGGGAGCAUUUCGGCGGCAAUUUUUGAAAAAUAUUUUUUUAAUUGUUUUUUUAUUGAAGUUAGUGAUAUUUUUUUCUCAAAAAUAUAUUUUUCGUGUUUAUUUAAGCUCUAUUUAUAAAUUAAAAGCUAUUUCUAAAAUUAGUGAACAUGCCUAUUUCGGGAUUUUGUACUUCGGGAUUUUAAACUUCGGGAUUUUAAACUUUCGGGCAAAUGAACUUUCGGGAUUGAAAACUUUCGGCCAAACAACCAUUCGGCGUUUCAAUUAUCGGGAUUUCGUCUAUCGGUAUUUUAAAAUUCGGGAUUUUGAUACGUACCCUGAAAAAUAUACCUACGGCGUACAGAAAUGAAAUAUGGCGGGUAUCAAAGACAAAUGAUUGUACUUUUCAAUGGUAACUGGCGCAUUUUUGUGGCUGAUGGGGAUCAUGAUGGUGAACAGUAACUGUAAGACAGAGACAGCAAUAUACGUGUUAUUUAUCUGACCGUAGCAAAGUCGUUGUUUGCUUUAUGAUGAUCAUAUUUUUAUUUAACAAAACAAGAGCAAAGUAAGUCUGUUUGUUUCAUUUUCAAGUCGAAACCACUGAACCGAUUUUGAUUAAAUUGUAGUGUAGAGAUAUACAUAUUAGAUUUAAAGACCGACAUAGUACCUAUACUUUUUAUCCUAAUGACAUGUUUCCAUGGGAUAAAAUAAUUUACAGACGGGCGAAACCGCUUGUGCAGCUAAUUAUUAUCCAAUUUUUAGGGGUCUUCUGAAUGAUCUCUCCAUUAAAUAUUUUUUUUAUUUUUACCUAUAAUGAAAAGUGGGUUAUACCGGCAUUAUUUACCACCAUUUUCGUUCGGUCGGAUUAUGGGCCAUGACCUUUGUACAAUUCUCUUUUCGGUCUUUCACAAUACACUCCCGCCGCGCGAGUGACGAACGAUGUUUUUUGUUUUUCGAAACAAAAAACAAUAAAAAUCUCGGAAUUCUCAAACUUUCUCAGAGAAUUGACUUUACCUAUGCAUAAAACGUAUUUUUGGCCUAUUUUAACGCUCAAGCCCAAGCCGCAACGCUCAACGCUCAAGCCGGAAAAAUUUAAGAAUUAUUACAGGGUUAAUAGAGAACAAUUUCAAGAACUUUUGUCAUUUGUUUUCAAAAUAUCGACCGAUAUUUUGAAACAAAACACCAACUUCAGGAAAGCUAUUUCACCUCAAGAAAAGCUAGCUGUGUGCCUCAGAUUUCUAGCAACAGGCGACGCAUUCAAAACAAUAGCCUACAAUUAUCGCAUGAGCACACCAACUGUUUCAAGGAUAGUACACGAUACUUGUAUUGCAAUUUGGAAAAAAUUACAGCCUAUUUAUUUGAAAGAACCCAAAAGGCAAGAUUGGGAAAAUAUAGCAGAAGCUUUUGAAAAUAUAUGGCACUUUAAAAAUUGCCUUGGUGCCAUUGAUGGUAAACACGUAGCGAUUAAAUGUCCUCCACAUUCAGGAAGUCAAUUUUACAACUACAAAAAAUAUUAUUCCGUAGUAUUACUAGGGGUUGUUGAUGCACACAAACGUUUCAUAAUCAUUGAUGUUGGAUCGAUGGGGCGUUUCAGUGACGGUGGUAUUUUUAAUGAUAGCGUGUUCGGAAAAAAACUUAUUAAUAACCAAUUAAAUUUACCGGAAGACCGUCAUUUAGAUGAAAGUAGUUCAGUCAGAGUACCUUAUGUAUUUAUAGGUGACAAGGCCUUUGCUUUACGUAAAAAUUUACUGAGACCAUAUUCAAACGUAAUAAAUGAUAGACCGAAAAGAAUAUUUAACUAUCGACUCAGCAGAGCUCGAAAUGUUGUAGAGAAUGCAUUCGGUAUUUUAUCCGCUAGAUGGCGUCUUUAUCGGCGACCACUAGAAUGCAAACUUGAGACGGUCGAUCAUAUUAUAAAAGCAACUUGCGUGUUGCAUAAUUAUUUAUCUGUACAAUUAUCGUCACUACCCACAUCGGCUGCAGAUUACAAUCAAAAUGACGAUUAUAAUAAUCCACGACCCAACAACAUGACCUUUGAUAGACUGCGAGCUACACGAGAAGCUUUUAAUGUACGUAACAUAUAUUGCGAUUAUUUUAACAAUUCCGGUAGAAUAGCCAGUCAAGAUUCACUUGUUUCAUAAAAUAAAUUCAAUUAAAAAGACA